Aspergillus puulaauensis is the source of this 1461-nucleotide messenger RNA. RefSeq lists its product as uncharacterized. The record is from RefSeq and is a predicted model, not a curated record. Gene Ontology annotation, molecular function: UDP-glycosyltransferase activity. The transcript is spliced from 3 exons. Lineage: Eukaryota; Fungi; Ascomycota; Eurotiomycetes; Eurotiales; Aspergillaceae. Bases 1 to 1461 code for a protein of 486 amino acids.
AUGCCACACCACAACCCCGUUAUCCUCUUCCUCACCAACAGUGAGCUGGGCCAGGCUUCAGUUGUUGUCGCUGUAGCUCAUGAGCUAGUCAGCCAGUCCACCAGCGAUGUGCACGUUGCAUCGUUUCCAGCCCUCAAACAGCACGCCGAUGCUCUCAAUGUCCCCUUCCAUGCCCUCCCUGGCCGGUCGAUGAAGGAGGCACUGGCCGACAGCGGUCUUCCCUAUCUUCCACAGCAUGCGCCAGGGAGUCAUGGGGCCGUUGAAUCAUAUCGCAAUGGCCUGCAGCGUGUGGUGGCCCCGUGGGAACCGGAGGGCUAUGCGCCUAUCUACCGGGCGUGCCUGGACCUGAUCAACAAGCUCAGCCCAGACUUGGUUGUUGUCGAACCGCUGUUUGGUCCCGGCCAGGACGCCUGCAAUGUCCUGGAGCAGCGGUAUCUCGUCCUGAGCCCGGCGACCUUCAAAGACCACCUCGUCCAGGCCCAGCCCUAUCUCGGGGUCCUGUGGAAAUACCCAGUUAUAUCCUCAGGCCUGCCCUAUCCCAUCCCCCUCCGCUCCAUCGCCCUCAACAUCUACCUAAUCUUCAAGCUCGUCACCACCACCUUUCUCUCCCCCCGCAUCAAAGCCCUCACCCACUGGCGCAACAAAAUCGGCAUCCCAGGCGAACUGACCACAAUCUACGCCAAUUUCAACGAAACCGUCCCCUGGCUAGUUCCAUCUAUCCCCCAGAGUGACUUUCCCCUCCACAUCCCACCCAAUAUCACAGGCUGCGGACCCAUCCUCCCUCCCGUCGAGACUAUGCCCGACGACCACCCAACAGCAGCAUGGCUAGCCAAACGCCCAACCAUCCUCUUCAACCUAGGCUCGCAUAUGAAAUACUCCUUGGCCGAUGCACAGCAGGUCAUAGCCGCCCUGACAACAGUGCUAACCAAAUACCCAGCCGUGCAAGUCCUAUGGAAAUGCCAACUAUACACUACAACCACCAAGGAAACCCUCAACACCACAAACAGUGAUACCCCUACAAUCACCUCCCUAAUACCAACCCACCUAACCGCCCGCAUCCUCGUCACUCCCUGGAUCACCCCAUCCCCCGCCUCCAUCCUCGCACACCCAAACACAAUAACAGCCGUGCACCACGGCGGAUCCAACUCCUUCCACGAGGCGCUGGCCGCCGGGGUCGCGCAGGUCGUCUGCCCCGUGUGGCUGGACACGUACGACUUUGCGAUGCGGGUGGAGUUUCUCGGUGUGGGCGUGCGAGGGAAUGCGCGGGCGGCGCCGCGGGUGGAGGGUGGGGAGUUGGGGAGGGCGAUUUGUGCGACGAUGGAGGACGGGGGAGGGAUGGGGAUGGGGGGGAGGGCAAGGGAAUUGCAGGCGCAGAUUGCGGCGUUGGAGGGUGGAGGAGGGGAUGUUUUUGGGGUUGGGAGGCGCAGGGCUGCGAGGGUUAUAUUGGAUUUGGUCGAGUGA